UUAAGAUAGCUGCACGACCACGAUACCAAAUAGCGAUGCAAGUAGCAGGUCUGGGAGCAUUUUCUUUAUCUAAACUGGAGAAAAAACGUAUUGGUUGUAAAAUACAUGCAUGGCCUCCCAUUUCAUCUAAAUUGUUCGAGUUUUGAGUUAUGAACGAAAUACUUAACGACUAAUAUGUAUUACCUUCACAUUGCAUAACUUUUGUCAGUUGGUCACUGGUCAGGGAAGUUUACAUAAGUAUUUAAACGUUUCUAUUUUUCCUGUGUUUCUAAUUUCUAAACAAUUUAUACGGGUACGAGGUGGUAUUUUUCGCGUUCCAUCAUUGGCAAAUAUAAGUAUUUUGUAUUAGAAUUAUCUACCAUUGGAUUUUUUUUCAAAAUGAGAAGACCAUUAUCAACACGCGUUCCUUCUUUAACAGUAACAUUACUUUCACUUUUGAGCUCGUUUUUAUUGGUAUGGUCACAUAAUACCUCCAAAAAAAUCUGCGAAACGAAAGAAUGUUUAUCCGCAGCACAAAAUUUGAAAGAAUCAAUGGACCAUGGAGCAGAUCCUUGCGAAGAUUUCUACCAAUACGCUUGUGGAAAUUGGCCAAAUGUUCAUAAAAAUAAGAACGGUAGUGAUAUCGCACAAGACACCUUCGUACUGCGAUCGUACGAAAAUAUUGCAGAACUUGGUGAUUUUCUCAGACAGAAUAACACUCAAAACGAACCAGAGGCUGUCCACAAAGCUAGGAAAUUCUUUUGGCUGUGUUUAAACGAAGCUGCUUACAGUAAUAAACUGGAGAAGAUUGUACCUCAGUUAGAAGAAAUUGGUGUACCAUUAGAUCCUUUCUUGUUUGACGAAGUUUUCAUAAACUUCGAUUACACAACAGCUUUUGCAAAAGCAGCCAAAGUGACUGGAGUCAAUAUUCUUUUCGAUAUUACAAUAGACUUGCAUCCUUUCAACCAAACUCUAAAUAAAAUCGUAUUAAGUAACAUUAAGGAAACAUCAAAUUCUCCAAAUACGACUUCGCCCAUGGCAAGUAAAGAAAAAAUUUCUGAAGCACAAUUCAUGAUUGAAGUAAUACGAAGAAUAUGCGAACUAAAUUCCUCAAGUGGUUGUAAAAUGUGGAUUUCAGCUGAGAAUGCGGCUAGGAAUGCCACGAUCAAAAACAUACUCAUACAACAAGAUGACAUCAGACAGAUCAAUUCAGAACCUUCCGAACCGGUUUUACUUACAUUAAAAGAACUGCAAAAUCUUACAGACAGUAUUGCAUUUGAAGUAAAUACAACACUUCCUAAGUGGAACUGGACGAGAUACAUAGAAGAAACGUUUGCCGGUUUGAACUUCGUUAAAUUGAAUCUCAGUGAUCCGGCCAAAAUUAAAAUUUCAAGUUCGGAUUACAUCGAGAAAAUAAUACGAUAUAUUUACGAAAAAAACAACUUUAAGCUCAUCGAACUCGGAAUUUGGUGGAAAGUUGUUUCUGAACUUGUAUCCUACAUUGAUUUGUCAAUUUGCGACUUGAAAAAUAAACUGAACAGCCUCGAAGUUUCUCCAACAAGAGAAAACAGUUGCAUUCAGAAAACCAGGUCAGCAUUCAGUUUGGCAGUUAGUUACUCGUACACGACGAAGCAAAAAUACAUCAAAGCCCAGACUGACAUUAGUAGAAUGUUUGAACAAAUUCGAGAAAGCCUAAUCCAAAUAAUGAAGGAAGCAAUGUGGAUGGAUGAAAAGACCAGACAAAGAGCACUGAACAAAGUACAGUUGAUGAAGUCAGUUCUAGUAUAUCCGAGUGUACUCAAGGAUACAAACUUACUGAAUGAUUUAUAUAAAGACAUAAAAGUAUCCAACAACUUCUACGAUACGAUGAUGUCAAUCAGUCAGAAUAAGCAAAAAAAAUAUGAUCUAAGCAUCCAGAAUCAAACAAAUGAUCUGACCGAGAUUUCAAUAAUUGAUCCCAGUGUAGUGGAUGCUUUCUAUAACCCUGAAACAAAUACCAUGACCAUUCCAGCCGGUAUACUUGGAUUAUCAUUCUAUAACAAUAGUCUUCGAGCUUUGGAUUACGGAGGAAUAGGUUCAGUCAUAGGUCAUGAAAUAACUCAUGGAUUUGACAAUAAUGGGCGACAUCACAACGAGAUAGGAGAUGUAGAAGAUUGGUGGCAAAAUGACACUUUGAGUUCAUACGAGGAGAAAGCCCAGUGUUUCGUCGAUGCUUAUGGCAAUUAUAGUUCAAACUUUGGUAAUAUUACUCAAACGGCUGACGGUGUAAAAACACUAGGAGAGAAUAUCGCGGAUAACGGAGGAUUCAGGGAAUCACUUCUGGCUUACAGAAGAUGUGUGGCUAAAUAUGGAGAGGAACCGAUUCUUCCUCACUUUGAAAACUUUACUCAUGAACAGCUCCUGACACUAGCAUUUGCCAAUCUGUACUGUGAAAAUCCAACGAAACUUUCUGCAGAGUGGAGACGAUACAACGACGUGCACAGUCCGAGACCACUUCGUGUGAAUGUUGUAUUCCAAAACUCCGAAGAGUUCGCUGAUAUUUGGAAAUGUCCGAAAGGUAGCAAAAUGAACCCGAACAAAGAGAAAUGUUCUAUUUGGUGAUUUCCCAACAGGAUUUCCGUCCAAGUGGAUGCAAUACCUACAACGCAAUUUUAAAAUUAUUCAGCACUUUACUGUUCACUUAAGAGUAACUUGAAAAUAAAAACGUAACUUGCUCUA
Messenger RNA from Planococcus citri (citrus mealybug), 2697 nucleotides. Its product is annotated as endothelin-converting enzyme homolog. NCBI's taxonomy places the organism in Eukaryota, Metazoa, Arthropoda, Insecta, Hemiptera, Pseudococcidae. The record is from RefSeq and is a predicted model, not a curated record. Gene Ontology annotation, biological process: proteolysis. Gene Ontology annotation, molecular function: metalloendopeptidase activity. Gene Ontology annotation, cellular component: plasma membrane. The coding region runs from base 379 to 2580 and encodes 733 amino acids. The transcript has 18 exons.